Molecule: messenger RNA, 990 nt
Organism: Panicum hallii
Lineage: Eukaryota; Viridiplantae; Streptophyta; Magnoliopsida; Poales; Poaceae
Product: mitogen-activated protein kinase kinase 9-like
Exons: 1
Coding region: 1-990 (329 amino acids)
Biological process (GO): protein phosphorylation
Cellular component (GO): cytoplasm
Molecular function (GO): ATP binding; protein serine/threonine kinase activity
Source: RefSeq, a predicted model, not a curated record
AUGGCUCUGACUGUCAGAGAGAGGAGGCUCCCCCAGCUGCACAUCUCCCUCGACGUGCCCUCGUGCGCGUUCCGGCACCCCAAUCCACCGGUGGCGGCGGCGGCGUCGACGUCCGGGUCGCGUGCUGACGGAGAGUUCCGGCUCUCGGACUUCGAAAGGCUCGCCGUGCUGGGGCGCGGGAACGGGGGAACGGUGUACAAGGUCGCCCACCGCCGGACGUCGGCGCUGUACGCGCUCAAGGUGCUGCACCGCGGCGACCCGGGGGCCGCGGCGGAGGUGGACGCCCUGCGGCGCGCCGACUGCUCGCCGCACGUCGUGCGGUGCCACUCCGUGCUCCCGGCGGCGGCGGCCUCCGGCGACGUCGCGCUCCUGCUCGAGCUGGUGGACGGCGGCUCGCUGGACGCCGUCGUGGCCCGGUGCGGGGCGUUCCCGGAGCUCGCGCUCGCGGAGGUCGCGGCGCAGGCGCUGUCCGGCCUGGCGCACCUCCACGCGCGCCGCGUCGUCCACCGCGACGUCAAGCCGGCGAACCUCCUCGUCAGCGCGGCCGGGGAGGUCAAGAUCGCCGACUUCGGCAUCGCCAAGGUCCUCUCCCGCGCCGGCGACCACUGCGCCGCCUACGAGGGUACCGCCACGUACAUGAGCCCCGAACGGUUCGACACGGAGCGCCACGGCCACGCCGACCCCUGCACCGCCGACGUCUGGAGCCUAGGCGUGACCAUCCUCGAGCUCCUCAUGGGCCGGUACCCGCUCCUCCCCGCCGGGCAGAAGCCGAGCUGGGCGGCACUGAUGUGCACCAUCUGCUUCGGCGAGCUGCCUUCGCUGCCGGACGGCGCGGCGUCGCCGGAGCUCCGGGCGUUCGUAGCCGCGUGCCUGCAGAAGGACUACACGAAACGGGCGUCGGUGGCGCAGCUUCUUGCGCACCCGUUCGUCGCCGGAAGGGACAUCGUGGCCUCGAAAGACGCGCUCCGGCGGAUGGUCGCCGAAGCCUGA